UAUAUAAAAUGGAUUUAUUAAUUACAGUCAUUUUAGUAAUAAUAAGUCUAGCCACGUUUAUUUAUAAUUAUUUCCAAAAGAAAUUUUCCUAUUGGAAAGACCGUGGAGUGGUGCAUCUUAAACCGUCAUUCCCGUUGGGCAAUCUAUCUUUAAAACAACCCCAUUUUACGGAAUUUAUGGUUGAUAUCUAUAAACACAAAGGUGAAACCUCUCUUGUUGGUAUCUACUUCAUGACAAAGCCGAUCGUAAUACCCAUCGGGCUUGAUCUCAUUCAGAAUAUUUUAGUGAAAGAUUUUAAUAGCUUUCAUGGUCGUGGAAUGUACGUGAAUGAAGUGGAUGAUCCCUUGUCUGCACAUAUGUUUAGCUUGGACGGUGAAAGAUGGAAAUUGAUACGGACCAAGUUAUCCCCAACUUUCACUUCCGGCAAAAUGAAGAACAUGUUCUCUACGGUUGUAACGGUAGCGGAAAGGUUUGUGGAAACUUUGGAUGAUAUUAUAAAGCUAGAAUCCCAGUUGGAAGUGAACGAUUUGCUAGGACGAUUUACAACUGAUGUUAUCGGAUCUUGUGCAUUUGGAAUUGAGUGCAACAGUUUGAAAGACCCCAAUUCUAGAUUUCGUCACUAUGGAAAGAGAUUCUUGGAUGAACAACCUCUGCCACUUAUCAUGCAUAUAAUAAUAGUACUAUAUCCCGAUUUGGCACGAAAGUUACACAUCAGAGCAUUGAGGAAAGAUGUUACCAAUUUCUUUUUGGAUACCGUGCGCAAAACCGUCGAAUAUCGCAAAGGAAACGAUAUUCAACGCAAUGAUUUUAUGGAUUUACUCAUUCAAAUGACCAAAGAUUCAAAUGAAGACGGGAAGCUAACCUUAGAACAGAUAGCUGCGCAGGCUUCCUUGUUUUUCUUCGCCGGUUUCGAAACUUCCUCUAGUGUUAUGACAUUUUGCUUAUAUGAAUUAGCUUUAAAUCAGGAUAUUCAGGAAAAAGCGAGACAAGAAAUUGUACAGGUUUUAGCGAGCCAUGAUGGGAUACUUACAUAUGAAGGAAUGCAGCAAAUGACCUAUCUUGAGAAGAUAAUAAAUGAAACUCUUCGCAAAUAUCCUUCAGUUCCAUUUCUAAUAAGGAGUACCGUCCGUGAUUAUACAGUGCCAGAUUCAAAAAUUGUAAUCGAAAAAGGGACGUUGCUCUUCAUUCCAGUUCACAGUAUACAGCAUGACCCUGAAAUAUACACAAGCCCUGAACUAUUCGACCCAGAACGUAUGUCUGCAGAACAAAUUAAAAGUCGGCAUCCGAUGUCCUUUUUAGCGUUUGGAGAUGGUCCAAGAAAUUGUAUAGGAAUGCGUUUCGGAAAAAUGCAAACUAAAAUCGGUUUGAUAGCUUUAUUGAAACAUUAUCGUUUUUCAACAUGUUCAAAAACGCCAAAUCCAAUACUUUUCGAUCCGAAGAAGGGGGUACUAACGUCAAAGGAUGGUAUAUUUUUAGAUAUUAAGAAGAUUUGAACAGAAAAUAUUUAAAUUUUAAGUGAUUGGUGAACAUUUUGAAAUAUUCGAUUUCAAAAAUCACCUAAUA
This is a messenger RNA of Hermetia illucens (black soldier fly), 1563 nucleotides long. RefSeq names its product probable cytochrome P450 6a14. NCBI's taxonomy places the organism in Eukaryota, Metazoa, Arthropoda, Insecta, Diptera, Stratiomyidae. Gene Ontology annotation, molecular function: monooxygenase activity; heme binding; oxidoreductase activity, acting on paired donors, with incorporation or reduction of molecular oxygen. The transcript is spliced from 2 exons. The coding region runs from base 9 to 1493 and encodes 494 amino acids. The record is from RefSeq and is a predicted model, not a curated record.